Molecule: messenger RNA, 2019 nt
Organism: Eubalaena glacialis (North Atlantic right whale)
Lineage: Eukaryota; Metazoa; Chordata; Mammalia; Artiodactyla; Balaenidae
Gene: ZNF787
Product: zinc finger protein 787
Exons: 3
Coding region: 171-1322 (383 amino acids)
Biological process (GO): regulation of immune system process; negative regulation of transcription by RNA polymerase II; regulation of cytokine production
Molecular function (GO): DNA-binding transcription factor activity; RNA polymerase II cis-regulatory region sequence-specific DNA binding
Source: RefSeq, a predicted model, not a curated record
GGGGGAGCGGCGCGGGCGGAAGCGGCCAGGAAGGUCACUUCCGGCCUGGGCGCCCGUCCCCCUGACCCCGGGGUCUGAGUCGCCGCUGCCGCCGCUGCCACCAUCCGCGAGGGAGGAGAGAGGAGGAGGAGUGCGGCGCGGCGGCACCGGGACCGAGGAGGGACCCAGACAUGGAGCUGCGGGAAGAGGCGUGGUCUCCAGGGCCAUUGGAUUCCGAGGACCAGCAGAUGGCCAGCCAUGAGAACCCAGUGGACAUCCUCAUCAUGGAUGACGACGACGUCCCCAGCUGGCCCCCAACCAAGCUGUCCCCGCCCCAGUCGGCGCCCCCGGCUGGUCCCCCGCCCCGGCCGCGGCCGCCCGCCCCCUACAUCUGCAAUGAGUGCGGCAAGAGCUUCAGCCACUGGUCCAAGCUGACGCGGCACCAGCGCACGCACACGGGCGAGCGGCCCAACGCCUGCAGCGACUGCGGCAAGACCUUCUCGCAGAGCUCGCACCUGGUGCAGCACCGGCGCAUCCACACGGGCGAGAAGCCCUACGCCUGCUCCGAGUGCGGCAAGCGCUUCAGCUGGAGCUCCAACCUCAUGCAGCACCAGCGCAUCCACACGGGCGAGAAGCCCUACGCCUGCCCCGACUGCGGCCGCAGCUUCACGCAGAGCAAGAGCCUGGCCAAGCACCGGCGCUCGCACAGCGGCCUCAAGCCCUUCGUGUGCCCGCGCUGCGGCCGCGGCUUCAGCCAGCCCAAGAGCCUGGCGCGCCACCUGCGGCUGCACCCGGAGCUGUCGGGGCCUGGCGUGGCGGCCAAGGUGCUGGCGGCCAGCGUGCGCCGGGCCAAGGCACCCGAGGAGGCGGCGGCGGCGGACGGCGAGAUCGCCAUCCCGGUGGGCGACGGCGAGGGGAUCAUCGUGGUGGGCGCGCCGGGCGAGGGGGCCGCGGCGGCCGCAGCCAUGGCGGGCACGGGGACCAAGGCGCCGGGACCCCGCUCGCGGCGCGCCCCGGCCCCCAAGCCGUACGUGUGCGUGGAGUGCGGGAAGGGCUUCGGGCACGGGGCCGGGCUCCUGGCCCACCAGCGCGCCCAGCACGGGGACGGGCUCGGGGCGGCGGGGGGCGAGGAGCCCGCGCACAUCUGCGUGGAGUGCGGCGAGGGCUUUGUGCAGGGCGCGGCGCUGCGGAGACACAAGAAGGUCCACGCCGUGGGCGCGCCCUCCGUCUGCAGCCGCUGCGGACAGAGCUACUACCGGGCAGGCGGGGAGGACGACGACGACGACGACGACGAGGCGGCGGGCGGGCGGUGCAGCGAGUGCCGCGGCGGGGAGGGCCGGUAGGGGCGGGGGCCCGGGGGGGCAGGGCCCCUCGGGCUUGGCGGGGACGACGGCGCAGGACCCAGAGACCCGGGGAGAAACGGACAGAGGGCUGCCCCGGACCGGCAGCGCGCUCUAUCCCCUCUCCUCCCGCGGCCUGUGCGGCCCGAGAGGUGCGGCGGGCCUGAGGCGGGACGCUGGGGACGCUCACCGGGCCGCCCGGCCCUUCCCCGCGCCCGGCCAUCGGCCUGGCCUGAUCCUUGUAGGUUCUCGGCCGAGCCCGAAUCAAGACGUUGUGUGAGAACUAGAGAGACCAAGAUACGACAAAACCCACGAGCGAAAGACCAUUUUCCCUCUUUCUCUUCCCCCACCAACGGGGGGUGUUGAGAAGAUGGCGAACAUUGGGACCUUUCCACUCGGAGGGGCCCCAGAGAGGGAAGGGAAAGAGGGGUCCUUUUCCCUUUUAGAAUUUUCUUUAUAAUCAUAUCCCUUUCCUGACCCCGCCUACCUAUUAUUUUCUCUCUUCUUCGCGGGUCCCAUCCUUUUUCCUCGCCCUUGUCCUUCCUCCCCCUCCUGGAUCUGGGGUAGCAGAGACGUGCUGGAGCGGAACUAGCCCCUGUCCCAGGCGCACCCCGCAGAAAAUGGGUUCCCGUCUCAUCCCGGGCCUGGGCACGGUUGGAGGAGGGGUGCAGGGGGCAAUAAAUCGCACUAUCCAAUUGUC